Messenger RNA from Clonostachys byssicola, 981 nucleotides. The record is from the annotation of a GenBank genome assembly. Lineage: Eukaryota; Fungi; Ascomycota; Sordariomycetes; Hypocreales; Bionectriaceae.
AUGCGCCUGCCCACGCAUUGUAGCGGCCUCUUGAGGACUUUUUCGACUUCAAUCAAUCGGAGGCAAUCUUAUGAGUCCACCAUCGCCAACCUAAACAUUGACAAAAACACCAGAGUCAUCUAUCAAGGCUUUACUGGCAAAGCUGCAACAAUAAACGCCAAAGAUACCUUGGACUAUGGGACGAACAUUGUUGGUGGUGUUUCUCCCGGCAAGGGAGGCCGGGAACACCUCGGCCUUCCCGUUUUUAACACUGUUAGGGAGGCUAUGGAGCAGGUGAAGCCUCAUGCUACAUCAGUUUUUGUUCCUGCACAAUUUGCUGCCAAGGCUAUAAUCGAAGCUAUCGAAGCAGAAGUGCCACUUGUUGUUUCCGUGGCCGAGCAUGUGCCCAUCCAGGAUAUGGUACGCGUUCAUGAAGUGUUGCGGACCCAGUCCAAGACCCGUCUGGUAGGCCCAAAUUGUCCAGGCAUUAUUGCUCCAGAACAGUGCCGGAUCGGCAUCAUGCCUCACAAGCAAUAUCUCAAAGGAUCAAUCGGAAUUGUUUCGAAGAGCGGGACUCUCAGCUAUGAAGCCGUGGGGUCGACUACAAAGUCCGGCCUGGGCCAAAGCCUUGUAGUUGGCAUGGGCGGAGACAUGAUGCCAGGCACAACUCUGCUAGAUGGCUUGAAGCUGUUCUUUGACCACCCAGAAACCGAAGGAAUUAUCGUUAUUGGAGAGAUUGGCGGCGAGGCAGAGUUGAGAGCAGCUGAUGCCAUCCGUGAAUAUAGGAGGACUACACCAAACCCUAAGCCGAUUAUAGCUAUGGUUGCAGGAAAAACGGCUCCAGAGGGACGAACUAUGGGCCAUGCAGGCGCCCUCUUGCGAUCAGGCGAUGUAUCCGCAUCUACAAAGGCAAAGGCUUUGGCAGAUAGCGGUGCAAUUGUUGUCCCGCACCCAGGAGUAAUGGGCGAUGUGAUGAAGAAGCUUCUUAAAUCCCGUCAGUGA